AUGAAGAUUCAGUCCCUCGCCCUCGCUGUUACCGCUUGUCUGAGCUCUGCUGCGGCUCAGGGCAUGAGUGGCCUUCCGUCCUGUGCUCAAAGCUGUGCCACUGAUGCUAUUCCCUCGGCAUGCAGCCUGAUCGACGUCAAGUGCAUUUGCAAGACCAAAUCCUUUGUCGACGACAUGGCUUGCUGUGUCGGAAAGUCCUGCGAUUCCAAGGACCAGGACACGGCCCUUGAAUUCGCCAAUGGAAUUUGCGGUGGUGCGGGAAUCACCGAUCUUCCUCAGUCCGCCACCUGUGCUGGCGGUUCAACCGCUACCAGUGGAACUGCAACCACUAGCACUUCGAGUGAGAAUGCCUCCGAAACCUCGUCUUCGGGUUCUCAGUCCGCCACUCCCAGCUCCUCCGAGACCCCUGCCGAUCCCGAGGCAACUGAUGGUGCAGUAGUUCUCCAAGGGAAGGGAGUUGGUGUACUUGCCGGUGUUGUCGCCGGUGUUGCAUUCAUGCUGUAG
Molecule: messenger RNA, 504 nt
Organism: Aspergillus puulaauensis
Lineage: Eukaryota; Fungi; Ascomycota; Eurotiomycetes; Eurotiales; Aspergillaceae
Product: CFEM domain-containing protein
Exons: 3
Coding region: 1-504 (167 amino acids)
Source: RefSeq, a predicted model, not a curated record